GCAGUCCCCUCACCUACGUCUCUAUCCUCGUUUCUUCAUUUACUAAGCUUGUAGCCACUCCCAAAACACUCUCUCCAUAAACCUCAAAUGACACAACCAUUGCUUUUGCUCCUUAAAAAACACAAUACCCUUCUUUCUUCACCAACGUUGUCAAUGUGUGCAGACAUGUCUAAUAAUAAUCCUCCUUCUACUUCUAAAGCCAAAGACUUCUUUCCCUCUCCAGCUCUCUCUCUUAGCCUAGCGGGGAUAUUUCGGCAUGGUGGCGGUGCGGCGGCGGAGGGUGAAGGAGGGAGUAUUAGUAACAUGGAGGUGGAAGAAGGGGAGGAAGGGAGUACAAUAGGAGGUGAGCGUGUGGAGGAAAUUAGCAGUGAGUAUUCAGGUCCAGCUAAAUCCAAAUCAAUAGAUGAAUAUGAAGGAGAUGAACUUGAAGAUGAUGAAGGUGAAGAUGAUGAAGGUGAUGGUGAUGGUGAUGGUGAUGGUGUUAAUAAGAACAAGAAGAAGAAAAGGAAGAAAUAUCACAGGCACACUUCUGAACAGAUCAGAGUCAUGGAAGCGCUUUUCAAAGAGUCACCACAUCCUGAUGAAAAGCAAAGGCAACAACUUAGCAAGCAAUUAGGACUUGCUCCUAGGCAAGUCAAAUUUUGGUUCCAAAAUCGUCGUACCCAAAUCAAGGCAAUACAAGAGCGACAUGAAAAUUCAUUGUUGAAAUCAGAAAUAGAGAAACUAAGGGAGAAAAAUAAGACCCUACGAGAGACCAUAAAUAAGGCUUGUUGCCCCAAUUGUGGGGUCCCCACCACAAAUAGAGAUGGUACCAUGGCAACUGAAGAACAACAACUACGUAUUGAAAAUGCCAAACUCAAAGCUGAGGUAGAGAGGCUGAGAGCAGCUUUAGGGAAAUAUGCAUCAGGGACAAUGUCACCUUCAUGUUCCACUAGCCAUGACCAAGAGAAUAUUAAAAGCUCUUUGGAUUUUUAUACUGGAAUUUUUUGUCUUGAUGAGUCAAGAAUAAUGGAUGUAGUAAACCAAGCAAUGGAGGAGCUUAUCAAGAUGGCUACAAUGGGUGAACCAAUGUGGUUACGUAGCUUAGAGACCGGUCGCGAAAUACUUAACUAUGAUGAAUAUAUGAAGGAGUUUGCAGAUGAAAAUUCAGACCAUGGAAGACCAAAGAGAUCCAUUGAAGCUUCAAGAGAUACAGGAGUUGUUUUUGCAGAUCUUCCUCGGAUUGUCCAAUGCUUUCUUGAUGCUAAUCAAUGGAAGGAAAUGUUUCCAUGUUUAAUAUCUAAGGCAGCAACAGUUGACACUAUAUGCAAAGGAGAAGGUUCUAACAAGAAUGGUGCAGUGCAACUGAUGUUUGCUGAGUUGCAAAUGUUAACACCAAUGGUUCCAACUAGAGAAGUGUAUUUUGUCAGAUACUGCAAACGGUUGAGUGGUGAAAAAUGGGCUAUUGUUGAUGUGUCCAUAGACAAAGUAGAAGACAACAUUGACAAGUCCUUAGUGAAAUGCAGAAAACGCCCAUCUGGUUGCAUUAUUGAGGAUAAGUCAAAUGGACAUUGCAAAGUAGUAUGGGUGGAGCAUUUGGAGUGCCAAAAGAGUAUAGUUCAUUCAAUGUAUCGCACCAUUGUCAACAGCGGCCUAGCUUUUGGGGCAAGGCAUUGGAUUGCGACCCUUCAACUUCAAUGCGAACGUCUAGUUUUCUUCAUGGCAACAAACGUUCCCAUGAAGGAUUCAACCGGAGUUGCCACAUUGGCCGGAAGAAAAAGCAUUUUGAAGUUGGCACAAAGAAUGACAUGGAGUUUCUGUCAAGCAAUUAGUGCUUCAAGCUUCCAUACAUGGACUAAGGUUACAAGUAAAACUGGAGAAGACAUAAGGAUUAGCUCUAGAAAGAACUUGAAUGAUCCUAGUGAACCUCUUGGAUUGAUAGUUUGUGCAGUUUCUUCUAUAUGGUUGCCUAUAUCUCCUAAUGUUUUGUUUGAUUUCUUGAGGGACGAAACUCGUCGAACUGAGUGGGAUAUAAUGUCUAAUGGUGGGACAGUGCAAUCCAUUGCAAAUUUAGCCAAAGGACAAGACAGAGGCAAUGCAGUAACUAUCCAAACAAUUAAAUCAAAAGAAAACAAUAUGUGGAUACUGCAAGAUAGCUGCACAAAUUCUUACGAGUCAAUGGUGGUAUAUGCACCUGCGGAUAUUACUGGUAUUCAAUCUGUGAUGACCGGAUGCGACUCGAGCAAUCUUGCCAUACUACCCUCAGGAUUUUCAAUUGUUUCUGAUGGUUUGGAGUCAAGGCAAAUGGUAAUUACUUCGAGGCGGGAAGAGAAAAAUACAGAAGGUGGAUCUUUGUUUACAAUAGCAUUCCAAAUCCUUACAAAUGCUUCUCCUACAGCCAAAUUAACUAUGGAGUCUGUGGACUCUAUGAACUCUCUUGUAUCAUGUACAUUGAGACACAUCAAAACAAGUCUAAAUUGCGAAGAUGGUUAGUCAAAAUCAGGCAAUUGCUAGAUAGAUUAAAUGAUUAGUAAAACUAAUCUUCUGCUUUCUAUCUCUUUUUAGGUUAGUGUUUGGUUUGUUGAAAAAAUAGCCAGUGCUUAUUCCAUAAAAAGGAAGGUUUGGAAUCACCUCAUGUAUAUAAUUAUUAAUUAUGACAUUAUUUCUUAGUUCCUUAUGUGGAUGAUUUCUCACAGACUA
Medicago truncatula (barrel medic) is the source of this 2679-nucleotide messenger RNA. RefSeq names its product homeobox-leucine zipper protein GLABRA 2. The record is from RefSeq and is a predicted model, not a curated record. Gene Ontology annotation, biological process: regulation of DNA-templated transcription. The coding region runs from base 88 to 2472 and encodes 794 amino acids. Lineage: Eukaryota; Viridiplantae; Streptophyta; Magnoliopsida; Fabales; Fabaceae. The transcript has 11 exons. Gene Ontology annotation, molecular function: lipid binding; DNA binding; DNA-binding transcription factor activity, RNA polymerase II-specific.